Molecule: messenger RNA, 1428 nt
Organism: Tigriopus californicus
Lineage: Eukaryota; Metazoa; Arthropoda; Copepoda; Harpacticoida; Harpacticidae
Gene: Prps
Product: ribose-phosphate pyrophosphokinase 1
Exons: 5
Coding region: 351-1310 (319 amino acids)
Biological process (GO): ribonucleoside monophosphate biosynthetic process; purine nucleotide biosynthetic process; 5-phosphoribose 1-diphosphate biosynthetic process
Cellular component (GO): cytoplasm; ribose phosphate diphosphokinase complex
Molecular function (GO): magnesium ion binding; ribose phosphate diphosphokinase activity
Source: RefSeq, a predicted model, not a curated record
GUCUACAGAAAGCGUGAGUUGGUGAGUGAGAGAGUGAGUGGAUCGUCCAUAGCACUUCUACUGUUAGUGUUCCCAAGUGUCUGAAGUGAAGUUGGAGCCGUUGGAGCUCUCUGUGGGAGAAGCCAGAUUUUUGUGGGAUCGAUCGCCUAUUGUCGUCAUCGUGCUUCUUGUGGUGUCCCCGUGAACCCAAAGAUUGACCAAGCUCGUUGGUUGUUCCUCCACUGUCCAUCAUUUCUGGGGUGUCUUCCGGGGUCAGAUCCGAGAUCUUGAACCUCACACCGAAUACUUUCAGCUCCGCCCAACGGCGUCCCUUCUCUCACGACCAAGCCCAAUCAUCUCAACCCGACACCAUGCCCAACAUCAAAGUAUUCUCAGGCUCUUCUCAUCCGGAUCUGACCCAAAAACUGUGCGAUCGAUUGGGCAUCGAUACGGGAAAAGUGGUCACGAAGAAAUUUAGUAACCUAGAAACAUGCGUAGAAAUUGGCGAGUCUGUCCGUGGUGAGGAUGUGUACAUCGUUCAAUCCGGCUGCGGAGAGGUCAAUGACAAUCUCAUGGAGUUGCUCAUCAUGAUCAAUGCUUGCAAGAUCGCUUCCGCUGAACGGGUCUCGGCCGUCAUCCCUUGUUUUCCCUAUGCUCGACAAGACAAGAAAGACAAAGUAAGCCGGGCCCCCAUCAGCGCCAAGUUGGUGGCUAACAUGCUCUCAGUGGCUGGAGCCGAUCAUAUCAUCACCAUGGAUUUGCAUGCCUCUCAAAUCCAGGGCUUCUUCGACAUUCCCGUGGACAAUCUCUACGCCGAGCCCGCCGUCCUGAAAUGGAUCAAGGAGAACAUUGUCGAUUGGCGAGAUGCCAUCAUUGUAUCGCCGGAUGCGGGCGGUGCCAAGCGGGUCACGGCCAUUGCGGAUCGACUGAAUAUUGAGUUCGCUUUGAUUCAUAAGGAGCGGAAACGGGCCAAUGAGGUGGCCAGUAUGGUCUUGGUGGGUGACGCCAAGGGCAAGGUGGCCAUUCUGGUCGACGACAUGGCGGACACUUGCGGGACGAUCUGCCAUGCGGCUGAUAAGCUCAUGGAAGCGGGUGCCACAAAAGUGUACGCCAUUUUGACUCACGGCAUCUUUUCGGGCCCUGCUUUGAAUCGAAUCAAUGCCGCCUGCUUUGAGGCGGUGGUGGUCACCAAUUCCAUCCCACAAGACAAGCACAUGCGCGAAUGUCAAAAGAUUCAAUGUAUUGACGUGUCGAUGAUGUUCGCGGAAGCCGUUAGAAGGACUCACAAUGGAGAGUCGGUAUCCUACUUAUUCUCCAAUGUUCCUUAUUGAUGUGGCAAUCUCGCUUCGCUCAAGAACCCAAAAUACGAGCUAAAAUUGAUUAUCAAUGCAAUUGGCCGAGUGAAAUUUGGUUGCAAUAAAAGAAAAUUCCCAAAAUGACCGCACAGAA